AUGGGGGAGGAGAAGCCUUACACUCCUCGGAACAUAUUGGUGACGGGGGGAGCAGGUUUCAUAGGCAGCCAUGUCGUCGUCCGCCUGGUGCAGCGCUACCCCCAGUACAGGGUGGUGGUCUUUGACUGCCUGGACUACUGCGCCACCCUGCACAACCUCCAAGCCGUCAAGGAUGCCCCCAACUUUAAGUUCAUCAAAGGGGACAUCAAGAGCGGGGACCUGCUGUAUUACGUGAUGGAAACUGAGAAAAUCGACACCGUCAUGCACUUUGCCGCCCAGACACAUGUGGACCACUCGUUUGGGAACAGCGUCAGCUUCACCAUCAACAACAUGUACGGCACCCAUGUCCUGCUGGAGGCUGCUCGGCGGUACGGGCAAGUCCAUCGCUUCAUCAACGUAUCCACAGAUGAGGUGUAUGGGGAGACCUCCUUUGGCCUGGCGGCCGGCCUGGUCGAGAAGAGCCGGCUGGAGCCCACCAAUCCGUAUGCGGCAGCCAAGGCACGCAGGAGGGGAAGGAGACUCUUGAGGCAUGCGGGGGCAGAGAUCAUGGCCCUGGCAUACUACACCUCCUAUCAGCUCCCCGUCAUCAUCACCCGUGGCAACAAUGUCUACGGUCCGGGCCAGUUCCCAGAGAAGCUCAUCCCCAAAUUCAUCCUCCUGGCGGCCAGCGACCGGCCCCUCACCGUGUACGGGGCGGGCGAGGCCGUACGCUCUUAUCUGUACAUUGCUGACGUGGCCGCGGCCUACGACGCCGUCCUGCACUGUGGGCUGGUGGGGGAGGUGUACAACAUCGGCAGCGUGCGGGAGCGCUCGGUGCUGGAGGUGGCUCACGACAUCGGCGCCGCCUUUGGCAGGCAGGCGCCGCUGCUCGAGCAUGUGCGCGACCGAGCCUUCAAUGAUAGGCGGUACUUCAUCAACAAUGACAAGCUGGCGGCACUGGGUUGGGAGGAGAGCACGUCGUGGGAGCAGGGUCUGAGGAAGACGAUAGACUGGUACCUGAACCUCCCUUCGCCCGCUGAGUAUUGGGACAAUGGGAAUUUGGAUGCUGCCCUCCAGCCGCAUGCUGGACUGAAUCGCCAGCGGCGAGUGGUGCCCCUGGAAGGGCAAAAUGGCUUCUGA
Molecule: messenger RNA, 1119 nt
Organism: Auxenochlorella protothecoides
Lineage: Eukaryota; Viridiplantae; Chlorophyta; Trebouxiophyceae; Chlorellales; Chlorellaceae
Product: putative rhamnose biosynthetic enzyme 3
Exons: 8
Coding region: 1-1119 (372 amino acids)
Biological process (GO): nucleotide-sugar metabolic process
Molecular function (GO): dTDP-glucose 4,6-dehydratase activity
Source: RefSeq, a predicted model, not a curated record